CUGCACAGGAAGAAGAUACGGGUCAGCAGGACGACGGACCGGAAUCAUUAUCGUGUAUGUUUAACAUGUCCCAAACUAAUAUGGAGCCGGGUUUACUGAUGUGUGGCGAGCUUGACGUUGUGCAAAGGUCCAGUCCCGUUUGGUCUUAAGACAUUGCACAAGGUAUGCUGAAAGAAAACAACGUAACAGCUGGGCGUGUUUACAUCUGCUAACUACCGUCCACCACUGAUUCAGAUAGCUGGAGCUGUGUGUCCGUCCCGCGUACAUCGGCUGUACAGCCCCACAGCCAUCCCUUCAGCCCCACACAGCCAGCCUCAGCUAAUUCUGCCCUCCAUCAUAUAAGUGGCUGUUCAAUGCCUAAUACAUCAGAAGGUCAAGGAGCAAACCUUUCUGGGCCAGCAGAACCAUCGGGGCUGCCCAGGCCCACCGAUGGGGAGGAGGAACGCAGUCUGAUCAGCUCCCUCGCCCGGGACGCUGCCAGAGUGAGGAGGGCUUCGAGUGCCGAACUCCAUCUGCCGUGGACCUGCCCGGUCACACACUCCCGUGAGAAGUUCUACACAGUCUGCUCCGAUUAUGCCCUUCUAAACCAGGCUGCCUCUGUGUACUGUCCCCCAAACACAGCCAGGGAUGUGGUCCCGAACAAGCAGGGUGAUGGGCCAUCAUCAGCUGACUUGAGCACAGGCCAGCCAGGAGAGGCCCAUGUGGGAUCAGAUGGGGACUGUGACAUGGUGGAAGUGUCCUCUGGCCACAGUAAGCCUAUUUUGGCCUGGGAGAUUGAUACCACAGACUUCAAUGCUGUGCUCACUAGAAAAACAAGAACAAGCAAUGUGAAGAAGAGCAGCACCAAGAAGAUGAAGUCAUCAGACAGACCCAGCCGAAAUCUUCAAGACGUCCCUUCUCAUGCCUCACUGGAGGAGAUCAAACAGAGAAAAGUGCUCGACCUCAGAAGAUGGUACUGCAUCAGUCGGCCGCAGUACAAGACUUCAUGUGGAAUCUCCUCAUUGGUGUCCUGCUGGAAUUUCUUGUACAGCACUCUGGGUGCAGGAAGCCUUCCACCCAUCUCUCAGGAGGAGGCUCUGCAUAUUCUGGGGUUUCAGCCGCCAUUUGAAGAAAUCAAGUUCGGUCCUUUCACUGGAAAUGCUACACUGAUGCGGUGGUUCCGACAAAUCAACGACAACUUCCGAGUGCGAGGCUGCUCCUACAUUCUGUACAAACCACAUGGAAAACACAAGACAGCAGGAGAAACAGCUGAAGGAGCAUUGAUGAAACUGACACAAGGGCUGAAGGAUGAGUCUAUGGCCUACAUUUACCACUGCCAGAACCACUACUUCUGCCCAGUGGGCUUUGAAGGCACGCCACUCAAAGCAGCAAAGGCAUAUAGGGGCCCUCUACCCACAAAUGAAAUGGAGUACUGGAUCCUUAUUGGUGAGCCCAGUAGGAAGCACCCAGCUAUUCACUGUAAAAAAUGGCUGGACAUUGUGACUGACCUCAACACGCAGAAUCCAGAAUACCUUGACAUUCGUCACACUGAGAGGGGGAUUCAGCGCCGCAAGACCAAAAAGGUGGGCGGCAACCUGCACUGCAUCAUGGCCUUCCAGAGGGUGAACUGGCAGAAGCUUGGCCCCUGGGCUCUAAACCUGGAGAACCUGCGCCACGAGUUCCACCACUCCGGCGCUGAGCGGGCCCACGGGAGCGUCGCAGACGAAACGGAGGACAGGACGUCAUCCAAGCGCCUGGCCUACCUGGGACGCUCACACAGUAUGGGCAGUCAGAAAGACACCAGCUGGAAACGCCAGUCUAACACUACAGAGUACAGACAGAGGAGCUCCCCUGACAGCGACCUUGAAGAAGACAUCACAGACUGAAAAGGUUUUUUGGGACAAAUGAGGGGGGGGCAAAAAUAACAGACAUUACAAUACAGUACAGUAGACCUAAGAUACAUUUUAAAAGGAUACGUCUGGUGUUCUUCUAUAUUUUACUGCCAACAAAUCCCAUGAAAAGAUGUAAAAAAUGUGUUAGACUCUCAGUACUUUCUAAACCCCUUAGGUAAGGGGUCAUUUGUUAAUACUGCAAUAACAGUUUUUAGUCACUAGGGGGCAGCGUAAACAAGUGAACUUGUUAGACAACAAUCAAACAUCCAGCAGUUACGAAGCAAUAUUAGCAUCCAAUAUUCACUCUCUUUUAGCUCUGUGUUUUGGUCUCCACCAACUCCUGAGGGAAAUAUCUGACUCUUUAGCUGCUAAAUGCUCCUCUAUGUUCACCAGCUAGUCGCUAACUGUGUCUGUCUGCAGUUUGGUGCCGAGCAGGUAGCGUACAGUGGACUGUUGGAGGUGUUUUUUUGCAAACAGCUGCCUGCAAGUGAAAGUAUCUAGUGAAACUCACUAUAAAGCUCUGUAAAGCUGAGGAGAACUGCUUUUAUGGAUCAUAAUUCUCUUUAGGUUCAUCACUACAAGCAACCCCAUUCCAUGUUGUUUUCAUUGUCAUUGAAUACACUGUGAUUGAUGAAAUUAGCGAUUAUAGCUGCUUUAAAAAAGGCGCAUACAGCUGGGCAAUGUAGUUUUUAACGAAUGUUACUUGAACAGGAGUAAAUAGUAUAUAUGUUGGGGACUAUUUUUACAGGUGGAUUAAUACACAUUUGGUGCAGCAGUGUGUAUUUACGGCAGCGGGACAGUGUGUGUGGGAUUAACUGAAACUACAGUGCUCAUGUUUACUGUCAUGAAGGAACUGCGUACAACAGUGUGCCUCACUGGAGUGUUUUUAAGUUUAUGAAACAAUAGCUCUGUGACACAGAGGAAUAAGAUAUAUCGGGCUUUGGAUACAAAGACACCUGCUAAUAUGAUCAAUUCAUUGAUGUCUUUUCAUGGGAUUGGUUGGUUGAACAUAAGUAAAUUAUAGAACAUCAUUAGACCUACACUUCAAUAUUGGAGAAUGAAUGUUUUUUAAGACUGUUUGAUGCAGAUGCAACUCAACUGUCAUUUUUGGGGCCAUGUUGUAGUUUCCAAUACUUUCAUUCAAGUAUUCUGUUAUGGUUCGUGUGCGUGAGGGUCUGCUGACUGAAACUUUUUAUUAUGCUGUCAUCAGAUGAUACACCACCAACUACUAUAAAUCAAUAACAACGGCAGCUACACAAAUGAGCCACAUUAAACGGAAGCAGUGUGCGUCAGUCAGUAGAGGUCUUUCUAUAAACUGUUUUUUUGUUUUCAAUACAGUAUACUUUCUGUUUGAGUUGCUAAUGCAUCAGUUGCAAACAAGAGUUCAGUGUGUUAUGUGAAUGAAAGGGGAAAGUCAUGACAUGAAGUGCACAGGGCAUUUUCCUAACAGCACAUCCAACUACGGCCUCAAAAAUGAGCUUUUUUAAGAAGUGAAGUGCAACAUGAGCUUUAUUGAGUGGUUACAACUUCACGGCCACUGUAUUGUAAGGUGUUUCUGUUAUUUUGUCUAUUCCUGUGUUAUACUAAAAGCGGCAGAUUAGGACUUGACACUACAUAUCAUAUAUACACAUUUCUCUUGAUUUAAUUAUAGUUAUAUCACCUCAUCUUAAACCCACUGCAGAGUGCACAUUAUAAUCAACUAGUGCUGUCGAGAAAACACACACCUUUGCUGUAAAUUGUGUUCAAAGAUGAAACACCUCCCGUAAUUCAUUGUACAGGUAAGUAGGCUUGUUUUGCGCCUGAUGUACAGUGGUUAGUUCAGUGGAAAUGCUGUCCAGUUCAAGUGUUGUGAAAGCAGCUGACAUUUUGUUGUGCUUUGUGAAACCUACUGUGACACUGUCGCGUAGAUGAUCCCAGUUUUUAAGAGACAGGAGCUGUACAGAAGUGAUAGUGGAAUCCCUCAAUCCCUCAGAAUCGUUUAAAAUGUGAAACCACGAAAAGUGAAGACUGCAUGGUUUGAUUUCAUGUUUAUAUACAGCCACAAUUUGUUCUCACUACUCUGUUUGCACCUUUGCCAUUUGUCUUGAUCCACACAAAUAUCAUCGUAUCCUUUGAUGUAGUGCUUUAUUUAUUUAUUUUACAAUAAAUUAAGAUUUUUAUAAA
Messenger RNA from Dicentrarchus labrax (European seabass), 4034 nucleotides. RefSeq names its product basic immunoglobulin-like variable motif-containing protein. The coding region runs from base 354 to 1865 and encodes 503 amino acids. Lineage: Eukaryota; Metazoa; Chordata; Actinopteri; Moronidae. The record is from RefSeq and is a predicted model, not a curated record. Gene Ontology annotation, molecular function: single-stranded DNA binding; DNA endonuclease activity. The transcript is spliced from 10 exons. Gene Ontology annotation, cellular component: nucleus. Gene Ontology annotation, biological process: nucleotide-excision repair.